AUGGCAAAAAGAAUACGCCAAGCCCAAGUUACUCUAUUAGAAAUAGGUGUUUUGAAUGAGACUUUACAUUAUGGGCCGUAUUCUCAUUAUUGUUAUACUUGUCAAAGCGAUACUUUUUAUACUAAAACUCCAGUUUAUGAUCCUAGUACCGAUAUUUCUUCAAUUUAUACUAAUUGGCAUAAGGGUGGUUCAGGUCAUCAAUCAUCGUUAAUUCAUAUGUAUAGUAAAAAACAAGGUUUAUAUAUUUCGUCUAUAGAGAAUAAUAUAUGUAAGAUUGAAGUUUAUCAAGACUCACAAUUAAAGCAGGCAGUUGAGGGGGCAUCCCCGAAUAAUGUUUGGGAGCAUUUUAGUAUUAGCAAAUACAUUGGCGUUCAACUUUUUGGCCUUGACUAUGCCAUUACUCAAUGA
This is a messenger RNA of Dentiscutata heterogama, 408 nucleotides long. NCBI's taxonomy places the organism in Eukaryota, Fungi, Glomeromycota, Glomeromycetes, Diversisporales, Gigasporaceae. The record is from the annotation of a GenBank genome assembly.